AUGAGCAUGCAGGUCUUGCCAACGGCACCAUCCCCGACGGUCACGCAUUUUAUGAACCUAGACGCGCUCAUCUCCCCCUCCUCGUCGUUGCCGCCCUGA
Molecule: messenger RNA, 99 nt
Organism: Spirodela intermedia
Lineage: Eukaryota; Viridiplantae; Streptophyta; Magnoliopsida; Alismatales; Araceae
Source: the annotation of a GenBank genome assembly